AUGGAUGAAAAUAAUAAAGAAACAAAAAAUAUAGAUGAAGAAUUACACAAAAAAUACAAUGAAUUAUGCAAAAGAAUAGAACUAGGAAAUGAUAAUAAAAAUUGUGAUGAUAUAAGAAAGAUGAAAAAAUUAUUAAUAGAUGCUCUUAUCAAAUAUGAAGCUAUAAAGUUUGGAAAUUUUAUUUUAAAAUCUAAAAGAAAAUCCAAAUAUUUUGUUUCAACAGGUUUUCUAAAUAAUGCUAUUUCAGCAAAUAUUGUUUCUUUUUUAAUAUCUAAUUUAAUACUUUCAAAAAAUAUUGCAUUUGAUUAUUUAUUUGGAGCAUCGUAUAAAGGAAUACCGAUUGUAUCAUUGACUAGCCAUUUUUUACUUAACACAAAUAAAUUUCAUAAUAUAUUUUAUUUAUAUGAUAGAAAAGAAAAAAAAGAAUAUGGAGAUAAGACUAUUAUAGUAGGAAAUAUAAAAGAGAGUAGUCAAGAUUGUGUAAUAAAUAGUUGUAAUCCACAAUUUGAAAAAAAAAAAAAAGUUAUAAUAAUAGAUGAUGUAUUUACUUGUGGAACUGCUUUAACUGAAAUAUUUAAUAAAAUGAAAGCUUAUGAAUAUUUACAAGUUGUUGCAUGUAUAGUUCUUCUUAAUAGGAAUGAACAUGAAAUAAAUGAAAAUAAUGAAAAAGUUUAUUUUAAAGAUUUAUUCGAACAAAAAUAUAACAUUCCGAUAUAUAGCAUCCUUAAUUAUGAAGAAGAUAUUUCACAUUUUAUUAAAUAA
Molecule: messenger RNA, 762 nt
Organism: Plasmodium berghei ANKA
Lineage: Eukaryota; Apicomplexa; Aconoidasida; Haemosporida; Plasmodiidae
Product: orotate phosphoribosyltransferase, putative
Exons: 1
Coding region: 1-762 (253 amino acids)
Biological process (GO): 'de novo' pyrimidine nucleobase biosynthetic process; pyrimidine nucleotide biosynthetic process; pyrimidine ribonucleoside biosynthetic process
Cellular component (GO): cytoplasm
Molecular function (GO): orotate phosphoribosyltransferase activity
Source: RefSeq, a predicted model, not a curated record